AAUAAACCGUUUGAGGGAUCAUCUGAGAGACAGACGGGGACACGCGGAGACAAGGAGACAGAGCUGGUGUCCUUUACGCACGGUCUGCGCAGAUCGCUGCUGUGCGUUCUGGCGCAUCCACCGCCAGGGAUUAACCAGAAAACCUUGUUGGACGUGUUUACUCUCCGGGUCUGUUUGGAUGUGAAUGCUACGGUAUAGCUCUGGUUCUGGAGCAGGGGAUUCGGUCCACGGUUCGUCCCUCAGCGCGUCACCGUCUCUGGGUAUCCAUGUCGGACAAGAAACCGUCUCUGAGGAGCGGCGACUCCGCUCAGAGCCGCUUUCAGGUGGACGUGGUGACGGAGGGAUCCCCAGCACCCACUCCUGCGUCCGGGGCCGCUGAUGGGUCGAGGGCUCCUCCUGAGGAGUCCAAAGGCCGGUUCCGAGUGGGCUUCAUGGACUCUGGUGCGCUGGGGACCGCCACGGACAUCGGAAUGCCGCCCGACGUUUUCCACGAGCCGGACGCGACCAAGAGUGACUCCGUCAGCCUUCACUCGACCGGCACGGGACACACGCACAUCUCCGACUCGCACUCCAACACCUACUACAUGCGGACCUUCGGCCACAACACCAUCGACGCGGUGCCCAACAUCGAGUUCUACCGGCAAACAGCUGCGCCUUUCGGGGAGAAACUCACCCGACCGUCGCUGUCGGAGCUGCACGAUGAGCUGGACAAAGAGCCCUUUGAGGACGGGCUGGCCAACGGCGAGGAGCUGUCAGCAGCCGAGGAGGCGGCAGCCUUGAUGGCAAAGGAGGCGAAAGGAGGAACCGUGAAGUUUGGAUGGGUCAAAGGAGUUCUGGUGCGCUGCAUGCUGAACAUUUGGGGCGUGAUGCUCUUCAUCAGAAUGUCCUGGAUUGUUGGACAGGCUGGAAUUGGACUCACGAUUGCCAUCAUUUUCAUGGCCACUCUGGUCACCACCAUCACUGGUCUCUCCACUUCUGCCAUAGCAACAAACGGUUUUGUUCGAGGGGGAGGAGCCUACUACCUGAUCUCGAGAAGCCUGGGCCCUGAAUUUGGAGGUUCUAUUGGACUCAUCUUCGCCUUUGCGAACGCCGUGGCCGUGGCCAUGUACGUCGUUGGCUUUGCUGAGACCGUGGUGGAGAUGCUGAGUGAUGUUGACGCACUGAUGACCGAUGAGCUGAAUGACAUUCGGAUCGUCGGGACUCUGACCGUCAUCCUGUUGUUGGGAAUCUCUGUGGCUGGGAUGGAAUGGGAAGCCAAGGCUCAGAUUGUUCUCCUGGUAGUCCUUCUGGCAGCAAUCGUCAACUUCUUUUUAGGGACCUUCAUGAAAGCAGACAACAAAGAGCCCAAAGGAUUCUUCGGCUACCAGACGGCCAUCUUCUUAGAGAACUUUGGUCCAGAUUUCAGGGAUGAAGAAACGUUUUUUUCCGUGUUUGCCAUCUUCUUCCCCGCUGCCACCGGGAUUCUGGCUGGAGCCAACAUCUCUGGUGAUCUCAUUGACCCUCAGUCUGCAAUCCCUAAAGGCACCUUGCUGGCCAUCCUCAUCACUGGAGUCACCUACGUGGCUGUUGCCGUCUCCACAGGUUCCUGUAUUGUUAGGGAUGCGACCGGCGAUCACAACGACACGGUGAGCGAUACGGUGAACUGCACCGAUGCCGGCUGCACGCUUGGCUAUGACUUCUCUAUCUGCAAGGAGGGGGGCUGCCAGUACGGCCUGAUGAACGACUUCCAGGUGAUGAGCCUCGUGUCCUUCUUCAGCCCUCUGAUCAGCGCCGGGAUCUUCUCCGCCACUCUGUCCUCGGCUCUGGCUUCGCUGGUCAGCGCUCCCAAAGUUUUCCAGGCCCUGUGUAAGGACAACAUCUAUCCAGGGUUGGGUGUAUUUGCUAAAGGAUACGGUAAAAACAACGAGCCUCUCCGCGGCUAUGUCCUGACCUUCUGCAUCGGCCUCGCCUUCAUCCUCAUCGCUGAGCUGAACAUCAUCGCUCCCAUCAUCUCUAACUUCUUCCUGGCGUCCUACGCUCUCAUCAACUUCUCUGUCUUCCACGCCUCUCUGGCCAACUCUCCAGGGUGGCGCCCCAGCUUUAAGUACUACAACAUGUGGGUGUCUCUGGCGGGCUCUGUCCUGUGCUGCGUGGUGAUGUUUGUCAUUAACUGGUGGGCCGCCCUCGUCACGCUGCUCAUCGUCCUGGCGCUCUACAUCUACGUCGGCUAUAAGAAGCCGGAUGUGAACUGGGGUUCUUCCACUCAGGCUCUGAUCUACAACCAGGCUCUGACCCACUGUCUGAAUCUGUCUGGAGUCGAGGAUCACGUCAAAAACUUCAGGCCGCAGUGUUUGGUUCUGGCCGGUUAUCCCAACGCCCGUCCAGCUCUGCUGCAGCUGGUCCAUUCCUUCACUAAAGACGUCAGCCUCAUGGUGUGCGGUCACGUCAGGACGGUGUCCCGUCGACCAAACUUUAAGGAUCUGUCCCAGGAUUACGUCCGCUGUCGGCGCUGGCUCAGUAAAAAACGAAUCAAGGCCUUUUACGCUCCUGUUUUUGCAGACAACCUGAGACACGGAGCACAGUUACUCCUGCAGGCAGUUGGUUUGGGUCGACUGAAGCCCAACACGCUGGUCAUGGGCUUCAAGAACAACUGGGGUGAUGGAGAUAUGAGAGAUGUGGAGAACUACAUCAACAGCAUACACGACGCCUUUGACCUCCAGUUUGGAGCGGUGGUCCUCAGACUUCAGGAUGGACUGGACAUCUCUCACAUCCAGGGACAAAACGAGCUGCUGUCGCCCAGCGAGAAGACGUCAAAAGGCAGCAAAGACGUCCUGAUUUCCGUCACUAAAGACUCCGACUCCGACUCCUGUCCUUCAAAAACCACCAGUAACCAGAGCAGCCCGCUCAUCAUCAGAGCUACAGAAACCAAAUCUCCUCUGAGCCUGACGGACCAGCGGCUCCUAGAGAGCAGCCAGAUGUUCAAGAAGAAGCAGGGAAAAGGAACCAUCGACGUGUGGUGGCUCUUUGAUGACGGAGGUCUGACCCUGCUGAUUCCCUACCUGCUGACCACCCGGAGCAAAUGGGGCGACUGCAGGAUCCGAGUCUUUAUUGGAGGAAAGAUCAAUCGGAUUGACCACGACCGCCGAGCGAUGGCCACGUUGCUCAGCAGGUUCAGAAUUGACUUCUCUGACAUCAACGUCCUCGGUGACAUCAACGUGAAACCAAAAAAACACAAUAAGCUGAGUUUUAAGGAGCUGAUCGAGCCCUACAGGCUGAAGGAGGACGACAUGGAGCAGGAGGCUGCCGAGAGGCUGAAGGCUCAGGAGCCCUGGAGGAUCACCGAUAAUGAACUGGAGCUCUACAAGGCCAAGACAAACCGUCAGAUCAGGCUGAAUGAACUGCUGAAGGAACACUCCAACUCCGCCAAACUGAUCGUCAUAAGCAUGCCUUUGGCCAGGAAGGGCACCGUGUCGAGUGCGCUGUACAUGUGCUGGCUGGAGACGCUGUCCAAAGACCUCCCACCGCUGCUGCUGGUCCGGGGAAACCACCAGAGUGUCCUCACCUUCUACUCAUAACACACACACACACACACACACACACACACACACACACACACACACACACACACACACACACACACACACACACACACAGGUCAUCCGCACAAGAACAGAGAUUUCAUCAGACUUUCUGAAUCUGUGAAUGGUUUUAUUUAUUUAUCUCAUUAAUAAACUAAUUCAGAUUAUAUCUCCUUAACAACAAGCUGUGUAUUUAUUAGCUUCUGUGUUAUUCAGUGCCGGAGUUUUACUACAACAAACAUUUAAAGUUUCAUAAUAACGAUGAGUUCAAAUAUCUAUGUUGGGUUUUCACUGAGAUUCGUGUGAGAUGAGAUUCUUCAUCCCUGAGUUUGGAAGUUAUUGUUACAGCUUCUUUUAACUUCAUUUUGUACAUGCUUUCAUUAAAAUGUUAACAGAAA
This is a messenger RNA of Nothobranchius furzeri (turquoise killifish), 3955 nucleotides long. RefSeq names its product solute carrier family 12 member 2-like (gene slc12a2l). Gene Ontology annotation, biological process: cell volume homeostasis; potassium ion homeostasis; sodium ion transmembrane transport. NCBI's taxonomy places the organism in Eukaryota, Metazoa, Chordata, Actinopteri, Cyprinodontiformes, Nothobranchiidae. Gene Ontology annotation, cellular component: apical plasma membrane. Gene Ontology annotation, molecular function: ammonium channel activity; sodium:potassium:chloride symporter activity. The record is from RefSeq and is a predicted model, not a curated record.